AUGCUCUCAACAAGGAGAUACAUCAACCUCGCCUUCAGGUAUAUGCAAAUGAGAUACAGCGAGCGCAUCGAUUACCUGAAGAAGCUUUUCGACAGCAAGCUGAACAAGGGUGGUCACACUGCUCGGCCAGAGCAGUACAGCAUCUCCAACGAGGAGCUAAAGAAUUUGGCGAACAAGCUCGGGCUGCCCGAACAAGAGGUCAACAAUCUUGAUGUCCAGUUCCGCCACUAUGACUUUGAUGGUAGCGGCACAUUGGAUCUCGAGGAGGUGCGAAACAUCCUGGCUGACAUCGGACUGACUCCGCAGAACCGGGAGGAAAAGUUCGAGGUCACCGAGUGCAUCAACGAGAUGACCCAAAAGAUCGGUUGCGAGGAGUUCACCUUCGAGCCUUUUUUGGAGCUGUUGAAAGAAGUGCGAGAACGUGUUCGCCAGGUCCAGAACGUGAAGUGCUGGAAGCUUUUCCAUGAGGCUGACGUGAACGGGGAAGACAGCCUGGACAUGACCCGAGUCAUGGCUCUACUGGAGACAAAGUUGGGACUCUUUCUUCGCUCAGCAGAGGAAAGCACUGAGGCAUUCAACAUCUUCAGCCAAUGCGACAGCGAAGGAAGAGGUGCGCUGAACCUGGAUGAGUUCCAACUGUUCGUCCAGAAGGUGCGAGCCAAGUUGCUGACCCUUCGGCGAAGGGAGGAGGUCCUGAUAGCGAAGAAGUUUGAUCUGGAACCGGAGCUCGUCAACGAAUUCCGUUCUAGCCUGCCCUUCCUGUGGAAGGUCUUCGAGCGAUAUUCCUUUGGUAGACCUGACCAAGGCUUACGAAAGGAGGACCUUCUGCCUUUCAUGGUUGAUGUCGGGACCGCGCCACCCAACACGGAAGAGAUGCAGUGUCUGCCAAUUCUGGACAUUAUUAAGGAGUUUGCGAGGCCGUACACGAAGUUUCCCGCCGUGCUGGAGAUCGUGCAGAAGGCCCGUGUGGCAACCAGAGCCAGCCUUGAGGAGGACCUCACAGCCAGCUUUCGGCACUAUGAUCGAGACGGAAGUGGAGAGCUGAGCAUGCAAGAGAUCUACGGCAUUCUCGAGGCCAGAGAGAUGAGCCUCUAA
Messenger RNA from Symbiodinium pilosum, 1095 nucleotides. The record is from the annotation of a GenBank genome assembly. Lineage: Eukaryota; Dinophyceae; Suessiales; Symbiodiniaceae.